This is a messenger RNA of Culex quinquefasciatus (southern house mosquito), 4374 nucleotides long. RefSeq lists its product as uncharacterized. The record is from RefSeq and is a predicted model, not a curated record. The coding region runs from base 1 to 4374 and encodes 1457 amino acids. Lineage: Eukaryota; Metazoa; Arthropoda; Insecta; Diptera; Culicidae. The transcript has a single exon.
AUGGCGCCGACAACCAAGAAGGCGUCUCCUACGCUGAAGCAGCUUGAGGCGAAGCUGAGGUCGUCCGAUGAGUUGUUUCAUGCGGUGUACGCGUUCGCCAGCGAGAUGAACAACACGACCACGUUGAGUCAAGUGAAAGUUCGCUUGGAAAAGCUUGACGGACUUUGGGAGAAAGUCAACGAUACCAUUCUGGACAUCGAGAUGCACGAGGACUACGCCGGCACGGACGACGCGUACAGCAAGAUGAGGAAGGACUGCCUACAGUGUUACUACGACACCAAGACGCUGUUGGUGGACAAAGUCAAGGAGUUGGAAACCUACCCAGAGUUGAACACGACCCAACGCGAUCUCAACGUGACGCAGCAUCCAAUCCACGACCACGUGCGACUCCCACAAAUCCAGCUGCAGAAAUUUGACGGCAAGCUGGACGAAUGGUUGAGUUUCCGGGACUUGUACACGUCGUUGAUCCACUGGAAGAAGGAUCUUCCGGACAUUGAGAAGUUCCAGUACCUCAAGGGAUGCCUGCUGGGCAAGCCGCGAACAAUGGUCGACGGUCUCUACAUGAGCGCCAAGAAUUACCAGGUCGCGUGGGACAUCCUGACGAAGUACUACAACGACAACAACCUGCUGAAGCGAAGUCAGGUUGAAACGCUGUUCAAUCUUCCGACAUUGACCGAGGAGUCGGUAACUGAUAUUCAAGAACUUCUGGAGGGUUUCGAACGGGCCGUUCGGACGCUCGAUCAGUUUGUGAGUCCGGAAGACUACAAGGACCUGUUGUUGCUGCACCUUCUCUCUUCGAGACUUGAUCCUGUCACAAAGCGAAGCUGGGAAGAAGUCACAGCGGCAAAGGCGAACAAGGAGAACAAGGAAUCCAACGAGCCCAAGGAGAAAGAAACGGUCAAGGACUUGACUGAUUUCCUGUACACCCGGAUUAGAGUUCUUAGUUCGCUAAAAACUAUGACUGCAGGAACCAAGGCGGAUACCAAACCAUCCAAGCAGCGGAAGGCUCCCUUCACCCGGUCAAGCUACAAUGCGGUGCAGUCGCCUAGGAUCAGCUGCGUAGUCUGCUCGGAGCCCCAUCUGUUGUACAGAUGUCCGACAUUCCAAGGCAUGUCAGUUGCAGCAAGGGACAAGGUGGUGCGAACGAACUCUAUGUGCUUGAACUGCUUCCGGCGUGGACACCAAGCGACACAAUGUACCUCACGUUUUGUCUGCCAGAACUGUUCAGCCAAGCACCACACUUUGGUUUGCUUCAAACCCAAGAGAAGCGACAGACCAAAAUCAAUGUCAUCUGGACAGGACAACAACCGAGGUGGAAACAAUGGUCCAAAUGGUGGUAGUUCGUACCAAGCAGCACAGUCUUCCACGCAAACGGAAACCGUAACAUCCAACGUGGCAGCACAUCGUACUUCUACAGUUCUGCUGGCCACAGCUGUUGUCCUGGUGGAGGACGACGAAGGCGUCAAGUUUCCUGCUCGAGCACUGCUGGAUUCGGGCUCGGAAUGCAAUUUCAUGACAGAGCGGCUCUGUCAGCGGUUGAAGGUUCAACGGAAACGCUCGAAUGUCGCGGUGUAUGGCAUCGGACAAGCGAACACCAAGGUCAAGCACAAAAUCCAAGCUACAAUCAAGUCGCGAGUGACAGGGUUCUCGCGCAGGAUGGAAUUUCUCCUACUACCCAAGGUAACGGCCAAUCUCCCGACAUCGGAUGUCAGUGUGGCCGGCUGGGAAUUUCCUCCGGAUGUGGAAUUAGCCGAUCCCGCAUUCUUCAACUCCAAGACGGUGGACAUCGUGCUUGGAAUCCACCACUUCUUUGCUUUCUUCAAUUCCGGGAAGGAGCUGGAACUCGGAGUCGGUCUACCUACACUGACCGAAACGGUAUUUGGAUGGAUUGUGACCGGAAACGUGGAGAACCAAGACUCCAAUUCGGUUACCCAAUGCAACGUAGCAGUUUCGUCAACCCUAGAGGAGCUGCUCACUCGGUUCUGGGCUUGCGAGGAGGUCGCAACGCCGCACAACUAUUCCCCGGCAGAAACGCGAUGCGAGGAGCUGUAUUCGCGUACCGUCAAGAGAGGUCCUGACGGAAGGUACACGGUCUCAUACCCCAAGGACGAAGACGCACUGGCACGGAUGGGCGAGUCACGGGACAUCGCAUUCCGACGUCUUCAAGGGCUGGAACGCAGAUUGGAGAAGGAUCCUGAUCUGCGCCGGCAAUACAACCAAUUCAUGGAGGAAUACCUGGAACUAGGACACAUGCGCGAGGCUACCGACCUCGGAGAGGUCAAGCGUGUGUUCCUACCACAUCACCCGGUGGUGAGGGAAUCGAGUACUACGACCAAGGUGCGAGUGGUAUUCGAUGCGUCUUGUGCGAGCUCAACGGGAGUGUCGCUCAACGAUGCCCUACUGGUGGGACCGUCGAUUCAGGACGAUCUACGGUCAAUAAUCCUACGGAGUCGGACAAAGCAGUUCAUGCUCGUGUCUGACAUGGAGAAAAUGUUCCGACAAGUUCUAGUCACCGAGGAAGACAUGAAGCUCCAAAGCAUCAUGUGGCGGGAUGACCCCAACAAGGUGGUCAAAGUCUACGAACUUGCGACGGUCACGUAUGGUACCAAGCCAGCACCUUUCCUGGCAACCCGGACGCUCAAGCAACUCGCUAUGGAUGAGCAAAGCCGUUUCCCGAUGGCAGCCAAGGUCGCGCUCGAAGACGUCUACAUGGACGACGUUUUGACCGGCGCGGACGACGAGGAUCAAGCGGUGGAACUACGAACCCAACUGGACGCUCUGCUGAAGAGCGGCGGUUUUCGGCUUAGGAAGUGGGCAUCCAACAGCCCUCUGGUACUGCAGGGCAUACCAGACGAGAACCUAGCACUGUCAAGGACUGGCGAUGUGCUCCUGGACCCAGAUCCAUCUGUACGGACUCUGGGAUUGGUUUGGCGACCAACCACCGACGUUCUAAAGUUCCAGUUUGAUCACCCAAUCCCAAACCCAAACCAGCCGUGGACACGGCGGAGGAUAAUGUCAACGAUUGCAACCCUGUUUGAUCCGAUCGGUUUCGUUGGUCCAGUUAUCGCAGCAGCUAAAAUCCUGAUGCAGAAGCUGCGGACGCUGGAGGACACGAACGGCAAGAAGCUGGACUGGGAUGACGAGCUUCCACCCGCAAUCGUUCAGAAAUGGCUGAAGUUCUAUGAACAAAUUCCGGUAUUAAACGACCUGACAUUCCCAAGAUGUGUGAUCAUUCCCAAGGCGGUCAACAUCGAGAUCCAUACAUUUUGCGACGCUUCCCAGGAUGCAUACGGAGCUUGCUCGUAUGUGAGAAGCGUAAACCAGGAUGGAGAAGUACGCGUGGCGCUGCUUAGCUCCAAAUCCAAGGUUGCUCCACUCAAAUGCCAAUCGAUCUGCGGAGCGGAGCUGGCUGCUCUUCUGAGUGAGCAGAUCUUCAAGGCAACCAAACUGGACGUCAAGUACUACUAUUGGACGGAUUCUACCUGUGUACUGCAGUGGUUACGGCACGUACCUACGACGUGGAACACCUUCGUCGCCAACAGGUUGGCGAAAAUCCAAGCGCUGACGGAGCGCGGGGGAUGGAACCACGUGCCGGGAGUCCAGAAUCCUGCGGACCUCAUUUCCCGAGGUGUCGCACCGGCGGAUAUCGCAGAUCUACUGCUGUGGUGGGAAGGCCCCCCAUGGCUCAAGCUAUCUCCUGAACACUGGCCGUCUCAACCGGUGCUGGAUCGUGACGAGGAAGCAGACCAAGAAAGACGUCACGUAGCAGCGAACCUAGCUGGCGGACAGCAGAUAGAUUUCCCGAGUUUCAUCAUCAGCAAGUUUUCCAACUACUGGAGCCUGAUUCGAAGCGUAGCGUACUGGUCGAGGCUGAUGAAGAUCCUGCGGCACGAAGAAGGCGUAGAUCAGCGAGGUCUUCCAACAGCACGGGAGCUGAAGGAAGCGGAACACACCAUGAUUCGUCUCGUGCAGAAGGAAGAAUUCAAGGCGGAAUGGCAAGCGCUGUCCAACGGCGAAUCUGUAGGAAGGAACUCACCGCUGCGGUGGUUCAACCCGAAGUUAGCGGACGACAACUUGAUCCGAGUCGGUGGACGUUUGGGUCACUCGCAAGAAACCGACAGCACGAAACACGAUAGUUUUACCCGCUCGGCACCCGCUGACCAAGAUGCUGUUCGAGGACUACCACGAACGUUUACUUCACGCGGGACCGCAGCUGAUGCUCGCGACAGUUCGACUCAAGUACUGGCCGCUUGGAGGUCGAAGCGUAGCACGCCAGAUCGUGCACAACUGCCAGCGUUGCUUCCGGACAACCCCGAUCCAACCCCCACUGAGCUAUCGUCGACCGGUAAGGACCAACCCAACAGAAAUUUUUGA